Molecule: messenger RNA, 3782 nt
Organism: Cololabis saira (Pacific saury)
Lineage: Eukaryota; Metazoa; Chordata; Actinopteri; Beloniformes; Belonidae
Product: kelch-like protein 11
Exons: 2
Coding region: 23-2194 (723 amino acids)
Molecular function (GO): protein binding
Source: RefSeq, a predicted model, not a curated record
AGUCCCUCCCACCCUGGACUGUAUGUGUGGCUGCGUGUGUCGCUUCAUUUCCCUGUCUAGUUUCCUCCAUCUCCCUGCACCGCUCCCCUCCACAGCCACCGGCAGCAGGAUGGCAGCGGCGGCGCCCAACCCGGAGGACCCGGCCCGCAGCGGCCAGGGCGGCAGCGGCAGCGGCGGCCAGGGCGGCGGCGUGGCCGUGGGGGCCGGCACGGCCGGCGCCCUGGCCGGGGACGGGGACGCGGAGGAGGCCGAGGACUUCAGCUCGUCGUCGCACUGCGCGGAGCUGUCGCGGCGGCAGAACGAGCAGCGCAAGCAGGGCUUGUUCUGCGACGUGACGCUGGCCUUCAGCAGCGGCGCGGCGGCGGGGGGAGCGCAGACCUGCCAGUUCUCCGCGCACAGGUCGGUGCUGGCCGCGGCCACCGACUACUUCACCCCGCUGCUCAGCGGACAGUUCUCCGAGUCCCUGUCCGGCCGGGUGGACAUGAAGGAGUGGAGCUCCGAGAUGGGGCCGGACCCGGACACGGUGGAGAGCGUCAUCCAGUUCAUGUACACCGGGGAGAUUCGCGUCAGCACAUGCAAUGUGCACGAAGUGCUGGAGCUGGCCGACAGAUUCCUGCUGCUGCAGCUCAAAGAUUUCUGCGGUGAGUUCCUUAAGAAGAAGCUGAGCCUGACCAACUGCGUGGCGGUGCACAGUCUGGCCCACAUGUACACGUUGGAUCAGCUGGCUCUGAGGGCUGCAGACAUGAUCCGCCGCAACUUCCACAAGGUCAUCCAGGACGAGGAGUUCUACACGCUCCCCUUCCACCUGGUCCGCGACUGGCUCUCGGAUGCGGAGAUCACGGUGGAUUCGGAGGAGGUGCUGUUCGAGGCCGUGGUGAAGUGGGUGCAGAAGAACCCGGAGGACCGGAGCCGCUACUUCGAGGAGCUGUUCCGCCUCCUCAGACUGCCUCAGAUCAAACCCACCUACCUGACCAGGGUGGUGAAAAAUGAGCGACUGGUGGCGGCUAAUGAGGCCUGUCUCCAGCUGGUGUCAGAGGCCGUAGAGGGCCACGCCAUCCGCUUCGAAAACCUCAAAUCGGCAGAUAUGGAGUUCUGGUCCUCCCACACAGUCUCCUUUCAGCCUCGCUUCGGCCAGAAUAUGGAUGUGAUCAUGGUAGUGGGCGGGGUGUCCGAGGGGGGGGACUACCUCAGCGAGUGUGUGGGCUACUUCAUAUACGAGGACCGCUGGGUCAACCUGCCACACAUUCACAACCACCUGGACGGCCACGCCAUCGCCGCCACAGAGUCCCACGUCUACGUAGCCGGGUCGAUGGAGCCUGGCUUCGCUAAGACGGUGGAGCGCUACAACCCAAACCGCAACACCUGGGAGCAGGUGAGCAACCUGACCACACGCAAGCACUCCUUCGGCCUGACCUGCAUCAAGGACAUCCUGUACAGCAUCGGCGGCCACGGCAACUUCAGUCCCGGCUUCAAAGACGUCAGUGUGUAUGAGCCCGAGCAGGACAAGUGGCACAACCUGGAAUCGGCGCCCAAGAUCCUGCGGGAUGUGAAAGCGGUGAGCGUGGAGGAUCGGUACGUGUACAUCACGGCCCGCACGCCUGUGGAUACAGACAACGACGACGGACUGAAGACGGUGACCACUCGCUACGACACGGAGAGCCGCCAGUGGCAGGAUGUCGACUCCCUGCCGCGCAUCGACAACUACUGCACCUUCCAGAUGGCCGUGGCGUCCACUAACUUCUACCACACGGCGUCCUGCUGUCCCAAGAGCUACACGGUGAGGGACGAGGUCGCCCGGCAGACGAUUAGCGUCCGCAUCCCCGACGAGAUCCUGGAGAGCCUCCCGCCGGAGGUGACCAGCAUCGAAGGCGCCGCCAUCUGCCACUUUGACGAGGACGUCUUCAUCAUCGGAGGCUGGAAGAACAGCGACGACGUGGACAAGCAGUACCGCAAGGAGGCGUACCGCUACUGCGCCGAGAGGAAGCGCUGGAUGCUGCUGCCGCCCAUGCCCCAGCCGCGCUGCCGCGCCACCGCCUGCCACGUCCGCAUCCCGUACCGCUUCCUGUACGGCUGCCAGCGGUACCCCAUGCCCCAAAACCUGGCCCGCCAGAGAGAUCGCAUGCAGCAGAUGCAGCAGCUUCACAGGCGCACGCUCACCCUGCGCCGGCAGCUCCAGUCGCAGAUAGAGUGCUGAUCCGUUUCAGCGUCCGCCCCGGCUCUGUCCGAAGACUUCCAUCAAAACCGCCGUCUGCACCGCAGCCAUCACUGACGCCGUUAUCGUAACAUGCAGCAGUGGGUCUUGUCUUGCUCUCAUUUUAGAUUUCAUCCUUCUAAACUGUGUGGCAUUAGCCGUCACGCUGUGUUGUGCAAAUGACUGACUGAUUUUAUGAAAAGCCAUGAAAUGUGUAGACAAGUGUGUGCUGACCGGAGGGUGACCUGCGGGGAGGGGUAUGACAGAUGUAAACAUGUGAAUAAGAGUGUUAUAUAGCAGCCAAAAACUAAAUAAUGUAUGUUGGCAUAGAUGCUGAUUGACUAUUUGUAUAUAAAUAGUAUAAAGCUGUAUAUGUAUACAUUUAUAUUGAUAUUUUACAUUCCUUUGUUGUACGCCUAUAUGGAGAAGAUUAUGUGAUAUCAUUAACAGCGGCAUUCCAAUGUACUUAAUGAAGUCUUGUCAUUCCAUUGUAACACUGUGACAAUCUCAUGGAAGUGUAACAUCGGUCCAAAGUCUUAACUUACUUAAAUCAGAAAAGCUCUGCUUAAUAUUUUACAGCUUCGGCAUCUAAUGUGAAUUGAUACUGAGAAGCUGGUAUUGCAAAAUUCUGUUGAAAAACCUGCCCGUUCCUCUCAACAGCUCGACACUGCUUCUCAAUGUUUCUCAAGUGCUUAACUAUAAUAUCCCGAAAUAUGUGACAAGCUCUAAUUAAUUUUUUUUUUUUUUUUUUUUUCCCCUCCCAUUCCUGUCAUGUAACAUUCUAUCCCGCUGUUGCAUUUACUGACCAAAUCACCAGCAAUGGCUCAAUCAUUCCUUUCUUUGGCACUUUUGCAGUCUAUUUAUCUAUGUAGUCCCCGUUCAUUCCAGAAGAAAUGUAGGACGAUGUUUGUGUGAGCACGGGGGGGUUUAAGAAACGAGCUUGGAGGGAUUUUAAAGGAUAGCUAAUGCUUCCCUGGAAUUGCACUUUCUAUGACGACAAAUUGUAAAGUCUGAAAGAGGCAUCGAUGUUUAAGCUGCCACUGCACUUUGACUUUGCAUAUUUCUUUUGUGUCAUAUCAGACAAGGUGAUUGUAUUUUGGACUAGCUUCCACUAGCAACUAGCUUCCAGCAAGUAAGAUUUGAUCUUUGAACAGAUAUUAUCGAUAUUGAAAGAAUUGUUUCACACAUUAAAUAUCUUAACCUCGUUUUACCUUAGAUGACUUCCGGUUGAAUUUUUGACAUCUUGUAUAUUGUUGUUUUGUCUCAUGUUGCUCACCAAAGAGACUUGGAGAUGAGAUGAAAUGGAACCGGUCUUAAAGAGGAACAAAAGGGGAUUGUUAAAUGAAUGUGUUGUGACUGACAUUCAAAACUUCCAGCUAUGUGCAGCACUUACAAGCAACAAAGUUAUGUAAUGUAAAAAUUGAUAUUGAUUUCCACUUUAUGGCCAUCAUAAAUAGCACUGCAAAAGUUAAUUGAAAUAAGCUUUGUAUUUUGCUUUGCAUGUGAUAACCUGACAUUGUGUCUUUAUAUUGGAUGUAAGAAAUGCUGCUGUCAUCACCUGCAAUUAAAGUUGUUUUGUAACACAUGUGCA